Messenger RNA from Saimiri boliviensis boliviensis (Bolivian squirrel monkey), 3750 nucleotides. It is a transcript of the gene TEDC1, whose product is annotated as tubulin epsilon and delta complex 1. Lineage: Eukaryota; Metazoa; Chordata; Mammalia; Primates; Cebidae. The record is from RefSeq and is a predicted model, not a curated record.
GUCUCCCGCCCCGCCUUCGCCGCCGCCCUCGCAGCCCCGGGGAGCUGCCGGGGCAUCGCGGGAAGAGCCCGGAGCCGCCGCUGGCCGCGAGCCGGCCCAACCUCCUGUCCCCGCGGGCGGCCCCGCGCUCCUCCCGGCCCGCGCCUUUCGGGGCCGCCCGUGCACGCGGGCCCGGCUCAGCGGGGCUCGGGCAGCGGCUGCUUCCCGCGCCGGCUUCCUCCAGGGCUGUUCCGUGGCGGCGGCAGAAGGACGCGCGGCCGCGGGCGGGGGAAGACCGGGAGCGCCGGCGGGCCCGGGCCGCGCGUUCGGAGUGGGGCAGUUGCCCGGGACCCGGCACCUGGAGUCCCGGGCCGGCAGCACCGGGGCUACGCUGAGGCGCGGCGGGCUCCGGGCGCCUCCUGGCGGCGCUGCGGGAGAGGCGGCGCGGAGCGGCGAGGCUCGUCGGCUCUGGCUCCGCGGGGCCCAGCUGCGCUGCCUUCCGCGGCCCCAGGGGGCGCCCUUGGGAGUCUGCGUGCUCCAGCCGGGCGGUUGCCAGGUCGCCGCGGGCGAGGGAUGCCGAUGGGCGGGGUUUGGGCGAGGCGGGGAGUCGGGUUCGUGAAGGUAGCAGUCGGCGAGGGCGGGCUCCGCGGACUUCACACGGACGGCCCGGCCAUCACCCCGGAAGUGGGUCCACACGGGACGGAAUUAGACUACACUCAAACUCAAGGGAAACCGUUCAUUGGGCCGGGCCUCGAAGGCGGGUCCCUGCCGACGCGGUGAUUGGAUGCAGUUCCGGCCAGCACGGUGAUUGGGUGAAAGACCCGGCCAGCGCGGCGCUAGCCCGGGCGGCCCGUACGGUGAUUGGGCGCAGGCCCAGCCGGCGCGCUGAUUGGGCGCUGCACACGGCCCUUGCGGCGAUUGGGUGCAGGUCCCAGCCGCGGCGCUGGACCCGGCCCAUGCGAUGCUUGUGCGCAGGUCCCGGGCGGCUGCGGCGGGCUAUCCGAAGGAGGCUGGUGCUGGCUCUAUGGGGAGGCGGCGGCGGCGGGUGCACCCCGCGGCUGGGGCCCGGGCCGGGGCCCUGCCUGAGGCCAUCGCCGCGUUGAGUCGGUCGCUGCCCUCGGGACCCAGCCCCGAGAUCUUCCGCCGUGCCAAGUUCGACCGUCCGGAGGCGACCCCCGCGCUCUGGCAGCUUCUCUUCCGCGUGCUCGCGCCACUCCCUCUGGACAACCCCCUGGCCUCGCUCGCCCCGGAGGUCCAAGCCCGCUUGGUGAAGUCAGCACUGCGCUCCCAGGGCUACCCGCGGCUGGCACUGGCACAGCUCCCUGAGGAUGGCUCCCAGGGCAGCCGGGAGCUGCUGCUGGCUCUGUCCUGGCUCUUGGCUCGAGGACCUGUGCCUGAGCAGAUGCUGGCCCAGACCCGGGUGCCUCUGGGUGAUGAGAUGACUGUGUGCCAGUGUGAGGCCCUGGCCAGCCCUGGCCCACCUGCACCCCAGGUGCGAGCAGAGGAUCCUGUGGAUGUCCGCUAUGUGCAGUGGCUGAUGGGAAAGCUGCGGUUCCGGUGGCGACAGCUGGUGUCCAGUCAGCAGGAACAGUGCACCCUCCUGAGCAAGAUCCACCUGUACACAAGCGGCUGCCAUGGGGAUCAGAGCCUUGGUCAUCUGUCGGUCGCUGAAGCAGAGAUGCUCAGGGACCCAGAGGGAGGCCAGCAGCUGCUGCGGACUCUGGAGUAUGAGAACAGGCGCCUGGAGGCGGUCCUGACGUGGCGGCGCACAGAGCUGGUCUUCUGGCAGUGGAUGGACACAGUCCUGGACACCUGUGCCCCCAGGGCGCCGGCUGCCGCCUCACAGGGCACCUUCCUGCCCGGGAUCCCUGAGCACAGGGGUGGCGAGUUGGAGCUGGUAGCCUGGGAGCUGCGGGCACUGCAGGAGGAGCUGCAGGAAGCUGCGGAGUGCAGGCGGGCAGCCUGGGAGGCCAAGGCUGGAGGCUGUGGACGGGGGCCAGAGUGGAGUGCUGUGCGGCGGGCCUCUCGAGAGGCUGUGGAGAAGGAGCUGGGAGCUCUGCAGCGGUGCUGGGAGCAAGACAGGGACCCGGCCCAGCCUCACGGGCCACACCGGCUGGUCAGACGAGAGGAUGGGGCAGCAGGGGACUGGGACCUGCGGGCAGCUGAGGUGAUCAGGACGCUGAGGAGCCAGGAGGCCUGCCUGGAGGCAGUGCUGCAUCAACUACAGGGACAGUGUCGGCAGGGACUAGCCAGGUUGGCGGGAGCCCUGCCUGGCCUCAUCUGGAUCCCGCCACUGGGACGCUGAGGACUGUGGACGGGCACUCCUGUAGGAAACCUGCCUUGGCCCAGCCCGGCUGGGCGUUGGAGGAACAGAUACAGGGCCGGGUGGCUGCAGGGAUGGCGGUACAGAGCCCAGGUCAUGUGCUUGAUGCAGGGGCUGGGCUGACUCUGGCCAGAGCUGGGGCCCAAGACCAGCAGCACUGGGAAUAGGUGUGGCCAGACCCCUGAGGGGGUUGUGAUGGUCCAGCUGGCGGGCUGGAGGGGACCCGGGAGUGAACUGUGGCAGCUUCCCCAUAGGCAAGGCUGCCGGGCAAGACUUCCCUGUCUGGGGAAUGGGGUGUAGAGGGGCCGUGGUAGGCGGUCAGCCCUGGGCUGUGAGCACAGCUUCUCCCCCGCCCCAGCCUUGGCUGUGCCUGGGGUGAUGCCGGAUGGGAGCCUGGGGCUCUGUUCCUUCCCUGGAGGUGGUGCUCCGGGUGGGGGCACUGCGUGGACAGAGAGGCUUUGUUCCAGAGGCUACCCAGCAAGCUCUGCUCUGCUCUGACAAAGAGCCAUCUGUGUCCCAGGGAUGUGCCCCAGCCUGGCGGAAGGAGGCUGGGCCUUAGGGCACCCCCCGCCCCCACCAGCGGGGACAGGUGGCCCUGGGGCCUCCCCUGCCCCCCUCACAGGGCCCUCUGUCUUCUGGGGUCAUAGGACUCUGGCCCGAGGUGGGCAGAGACGGGGCUGGUGGGGCCACCUCCAGGCUCCUGCCAGCUCUGCCCUGGGGCCACAUCCAUCACGCCUGCUAGAACACGCCCUCACUGGAGACUUUCCCACUGGCCUGGGGCUUGUGCCUGUGCGACAGCGCACACCCGGGCUGCCCCUCCGGACAGCCUCAGCCUGUCCGGGCCUCCUCAGCCCUGGGGUGAACACAGCUAGGCUGCCUGCUUCCCUAUUCCUGUGCCUGGACCUUAGGAGCACCUCAGUACCCGGAUGUGGCCAGCAAGGCCUCCCUUUCAGGAGCACCUCCCUGACCCGCUCAUGCUGUGGGCCCUGUGCAAAAGCACUGUGGGCUGCCCACCCUCCGGCCCCUCUGCUGGCUCCUCCUAAGGGUUCCUGCCACUUGUAGCUGCGGGGUCCAGCCCUGUGUCAGGCACUCGGCCCUCAGCCCUCCUCCACUGCAGCCUCGAAGGUCCCCGGUGUCCUCAGCCAGCCUGGGCUUCCGGACAGCGCUCUUAUGCUGGGAGCAAGUCCGCGUAAAGCCCUGCUUCUAUAACCACAGACCCAGGACUCCCACUUGUAGGACCACAGCCUACAGGGUCUUGGGGUGUCCCCUAUCGCUGCUGAGGCGCAGGAUCCGAGAAGUAAAGAGAUGGGACACAGAAGGACUGGAAAAGCAGCUGGGCUUGGGGGCCACGCCACCUAUGAGCAGAGACAGGCGAGGCCCCAAACAUCCAGGAGCGUCUGUAUUUAUUGGGUACAAGACAGGGAAGGGUAGUGAGUGAGGUCAUCUUA